Messenger RNA from Labrus bergylta (ballan wrasse), 1138 nucleotides. The record is from RefSeq and is a predicted model, not a curated record. NCBI's taxonomy places the organism in Eukaryota, Metazoa, Chordata, Actinopteri, Labriformes, Labridae.
ACUGGAGAGUUCAGCUCUGCUCUAAACACCGGUCUCAACCUGAUCAGCGUGGAAGAGGAGACAAGUCCAGCGGAUGAAAACACACAGAUCAGCUCACCUCCUGACAGAGAGGACGAAGAGGUCAUGGUUUUGAACGAGCUGCAGAGCAUGAGGGACACCGAAGAGGAGGGAGAGGAGGGCGGCAACAAAGGAGAAGAUUGGGAGGAGGUCAGCAGCCAGACCUCUUCAGUCUCCUCCUGCGACGAUUACAUCAUCGUCCUCCCAGACUGCUUCGACACCAGCCGGCCUCUGGGUGAGUCCAUGUACAGCUCUGCCAUGUCGCAGCCAGACCCAGCUGACGCCACCGCUGCUGCUGCUGCUGCUGCUGAUGAUGAUGAUGAUGUAACCUCAGCUGAUCCAGACGUGGACGAGGAGAAAGAGGAAGAGUCCGAGCCCGAGCCCGACGCGGCUGAACCUCUGAGUGAGAGGCAGGAGAAGAUGGAGGUGGCUGAAGACGAGGAUCCACCUGUGAACACCUGGCUUCCAGUUCUCCCUCCAUCCAUCCACAGCAGUGUGAACCAGAUGCUGUGUGCCUCCCAGACGCUCGACGCCACCACGCUCACCCCUGAAGUGGUGCCGCCGCCCGUGCUGCCAGACCCCCUGCUGCCCCCGCCCGCCCUCUACUCACCAAGGUCUGAAGCACUGUACCUGGCUGAGGACCCCAGCCCCCCGGCCUGUGACCCAUAUGAGCCGCCCCAACCGAGGGUCCACCUAAAUGUAUCAUCUGGUGGUCUGUCGAGAUCAGCAGGCUCAGCAUCCAGUGCCUUUGAGACAUAUAACCCCAGACCCAGAUACGCUUUGCAGCCAAGAGGCCAAGGAGGCAUCACAGAGGGAUUCGUCAAGGGGGCCCUUUCUGUGGCAGCGUCUGCUUAUAAAGCCCUCUUCACUGGACCAAACUGUUCCAUACAGCGAGGCAUCGACCCAGCCACCAGACAGGACCCUUCCAUGAUGGCGAUGCUGCUGGAGAUGGGCUUCGGAGACCAGCGGCUCAACCAGCGGCUGCUGAGGAAGCACGGCUACAGCCUGCUGCACACCGUCAACGAGCUGGUGCAGAUGGCCGAAGACAGCCAGAACAAAGCUGUCAACUCUCUGCACUAAA